Messenger RNA from Patiria miniata (bat star), 3295 nucleotides. RefSeq names its product neuronal acetylcholine receptor subunit alpha-10-like. Bases 614 to 2170 code for a protein of 518 amino acids. NCBI's taxonomy places the organism in Eukaryota, Metazoa, Echinodermata, Asteroidea, Valvatida, Asterinidae. The transcript is spliced from 7 exons. Gene Ontology annotation, biological process: nervous system process; regulation of membrane potential; monoatomic ion transmembrane transport. Gene Ontology annotation, cellular component: postsynaptic membrane; neuron projection; synapse. Gene Ontology annotation, molecular function: transmembrane signaling receptor activity; acetylcholine-gated monoatomic cation-selective channel activity. The record is from RefSeq and is a predicted model, not a curated record.
ACCAGCUGCUGCGGUAAUAGUUCACGUGCUGUCUACUGACGAUGUAAAAACCUAUCAGAUGUCGGCUACAUGCCAUAAAGCACUUUUACAAGCGCGCGUACCAAGCAUUGCCUACACGCUGGGCGUGUGUAAAAAGCCUUCCUUUCAGGAAAUGUCAUAAAUGGUUUAUAUGCGUCGUUCGUUGCAGUAAAUGUGAAUUGCGGUGCGACUACUUCAAUACGGAAUUUUGUCUGGUAGCGGUGGUAAGAAAAUGGCACGGUAAAGGUGGAGAAGCUUUCUGGCAACCUUGCUUUCAAGAGCUUGCGGAACAAGCUGCAGGGUGAUGAAAAAACAUUGGCUAAUACACUUAUGCCUUAAAACUGAGUGUGGAAAAGUGGUGGUUUGGAUUGCUGACAAGAUUAUCAAGCAUCUGAGGGAUUUGGAAAGGACAGUAAAGUAAACAUGACUGCAGAUGCCACGAAACACAGGAAGGAAGCAUGACUUGGAAAGCUUUCUUUAUGAUGCACAGGUUUUGUCUAAGGAGAUAGCAGCAAAUGCCACAGGAGUUUGUACAUCUUCGGACGGUUUUGAUGAUGCUUCGGAGGAGUGACUCUUAAGAAAAAUAUCGAGGAAAAUGUUCGUCAGGAGUUUUUUUCCGUCUUCCAUCUUGUCUCUGGCGUGGGUUGUCGUACUUCUGCUGAACACAAAAGGUAUAUUUGCUUCCGCUCCUCACCGUCGACUUCGACACGACCUGUUCUACAAUAACAGCUCCUACGACAUAUCGGUCCGUCCGGUCAAGAACGACAGUCGCCCAACAGUCGUCGAGAUGCAGUUCUUCGUAGCCCAGGUGUUGGACGUGGACGAACGGCUGGAAACAUUCAAAAUCAACGCCUGGCUGACAAUGAGAUGGAAGGACGAGUAUCUGGUCUGGGACCCAAACGACUACAACGGACUCAAAAAUUUUAAGAUUCCAAAGGAAAAAUUGUGGAUGCCCGACCUCUGGUUAUACAACAAUGCAGGGAGCCGUUACGACGAUUACGCCAAAAACUCCAUCUGCAGCGUAUAUUACGAUGGCAGGGUAGUGUGGCAGUCGCCCUCUAUCAUCAUGACACACUGCCAGAUGGACGUGACCAACUUCCCAUUCGACAGACAGAACUGUGAGGUUCAGUUUGGUCCGUGGCAGCACGGAGCCGAUGAAAUUAUUCUGGAAGGAACUGGUUCUGCUGAUCGCUACCUCCGGAGUUCUGGGGAGUGGUCUCUGAUGAACUUCACCGCCUCUAACGGCUUGGAGGGCUACCAAAUCUACCCGGACGACCCCGAGGUACCUUUUACCUUCGUGACCUACUCAGUGGAGUUGCGGCGUAUCCCUACGUACUUCGUCUUCUACCUGAUCAUGCCCUGCGUCUUGAUAGCCUGUACCACGCUACUAAGCUUCUUCCUACCCGCAGAGUCUGGUGAGAAGGUCAGCUUGAGCAUCACCGUGCUCCUGUCGCUGACCGUCUUCCUGCUCCUGGUGGCCGAGCUUCUCCCUCCGUCUGGAGCCGUGCCGAUCGUCGCCAUCUACUACGCCUCUACUAUGGUCAUGGUGUCACUGUCGUUAGCCAUGUCUGUCGUGGUUCUUAACCUUCAUCACAUGGGACCAGCCCCGCAACCCGUCCCCCAAUGGCUGCGUAGUCUCAUCCUCAGCAAGUUCGGCAGACUGAUCCUGAUGCGAAAACUGACGGCCUUCGACAAAAAAGUGGUCAGGGAUUCCAAAAACAACAACGGAUGUGUGGGCAAGCGACGGCACAAGCGACCCAUGAGGAAACUUUUCGCAAACGUGGAGCUGAAGGGGACAUUUGAGAACGAUCACGUGGUCGGGACAACCAUCAGCCUGGACGGGAACAGCUCGUCCUCUGGGAACGAGAGCGAGAAGCGCCGACGACCCCACCCCUUAGGUCAACACAUGAGGGCGGUCUCCACGCCUUCCAUUCCCUCCUACCCGGAGGAGAGUUCACGCCAAAUGGCCAUGCUGCGGCAAAUCCUGGACGAGUUCAAAUGCAUCCGGGAGAAUUUCGAAGCCAAGGAUAAAGAGGAAACGAUGCGCGCUGAAUGGAAACAGGUAGCGCUGGUGGUUGAUCGGAUCUUCAUGGUGCUGUAUGUGAUCGGCAUGCUGGCGACUCUUUUCAUCAUUAUUGGCCACAUUACAUGAAACAGCCGUCACCUAAGGAGUUAAUCCGAUCCUGCCUCAUCCAAGUCACACGAUCGUCUUCCAGUAAAUAAGGCUUUCGCACAAUUUUGAUACUCCCUUUUGGGUUUUGUGCUUUUGUGUUUUCAUUAUUUGUGAAGGACACACAGGCGAUGAAGCAUUGUGGGAAGGUCGAUUACCAUAAAUAAUGCACGUGCAUUUCAUGCGCACGUGUCGUGCGCAAGUGCGUUCCUAUAUUGGGUAAACAAGCGCUCGAAAGAAAGUGGUGAUCAUCAACAGGCGAAAAUGGUUUUGAAAGGACACCCUCAUUGCAUCAAGAUUAGACUACAAAGGGUGUCGUUGUAGACAAGAUAAACUACCUCAUAUGAGCGAAACUGCGGAAUGCAUCAGGUUUCCGCGCGUGUAAAUAUCUUUUUUUAAUGAUUGAAUUAUUGUGUGAUUUUCCCUGGAGGAUGUGAAUGAAGUUAUUGCAAUGUAACUGACAAAGCCUCCUUUUUUUAAGGCCAAUUUGCCGCUUUGCGAUUAAUUUCGUCAAGAAAAGAAAAACCAGAUCAUUUAGUUCUUCAUGAAGUCAACUUCGUUAUUGACUUUUAUGAAGCCUACAAUCCCGAAUCUGUGAAAUUCAAUGCAACUAUGGAUUGCGUAAAGAGCUUUAACUCAGUUGACUGAGAUCUGUAGCUAAACUAACACGAGGACACAUUUUGUUUAGUUUCGGUUGAACCUUUGACCUCUGGCUUAACCUGAAAGUGUCCUCGUGUUCGAAACAGUAGAGGGCGCUAUCUGUUUUCUUUUAACAGAAAAAUGGCGAAGAGGUUGUACGAUUUGGACCUCGUUAGUUGAAAGGUGAAAGCAACCGGACUUGUGUUCUCAGUUGUAGUAGAUUGUUGUUUCUGUAUUGGCUAGAGAUCUUGGAUAACAUGCAGGGAAAGGUACGACAAGAGGCCCGGAAUGGACACCGAAUGAUCAGGUAACGAUGCGUCAAUUAAUGUACACAAUCACCACACAGCCUGAGUGUGUGACUUUCAUUUUGUGUUCAGCUUUUAGGACCAAAGCCCAAUUUCAUUGCGCUGCUUUUGUAAAACGAAUAAUCCCUGCUCACUGUAGCGCAACAUUUUGUGGUUAUCGUUA